UGUUUUGUCUUUGAAUUGUACAUAUUAGUCGUUUUUCUCGGCCAUCUUUUUCUGUUCCUCUCGAACUGUGAAUGGGCUACCAUGACGACAAGUGUUGUCCCUCGGCCUGUCAGGUUUGCGUUUACGCUACGGCAGACUCGUCUAUCACACUCUUUACUGCCGACCCUGCAGACAGUCCAGCGACAUCCACGGAACUGUACUACGACACAUUCUCUGUUGGAGUUUGCCCCAUUUCACGGAUUUUUCGAUACGGUCCAGCUUCAUCCUGUUCGCAUUCACGGCUUACAACGCUUCGGCAUGGGCGCGGAGUCUUGGGUGGUGUGGGGUUUAUACGUCUUUGUUGGCUUUACGGCGGAAGCGGCUUUAUACUCCAUGAGGCGCUGCGAGAUUUCUUUUUCCUCCAUUGAAACGCUUCCCAUCCCUUAUACCCAACACAGUUCCUCGUUCCUCGGAUUUUCAGCCAAUUUCACCUCUCGAUCAAGACACACGCGAGCAGAUCAUUUCCUCAUUAUGGCUCUCACAUUUUCAUCAGUUGAUGAUCACACGACUCAAUAACAUUGGCUCUACAGGCGGACCAGGCUCUAUGGAUCACAAAAAGGUGCGCACGCAAAACUCAAUACAUGAUGGAUGGACAGGCUUUUUGUCAUGGCUGGCGGUUUCACAGAUAUUUCGUGUUAACGGAGGAGGGGUCGUACUUUGUUCGUUUUGGUAUGGUGGGCUUACAUAAACGGCGUUAUGGGUUCGGCUUUUGGGCGGCGCGUGGCGUGAUGGUCAGCCAGGGUCAGCUGGCUACAGUUGAUCAUGGCUUGGAACGGAUACCAUUUUUAGGUUGCGCCUCGCUGGUUGUCG
Molecule: messenger RNA, 849 nt
Organism: Neurospora hispaniola
Lineage: Eukaryota; Fungi; Ascomycota; Sordariomycetes; Sordariales; Sordariaceae
Exons: 1
Coding region: 82-555 (157 amino acids)
Source: RefSeq, a predicted model, not a curated record